Austrofundulus limnaeus is the source of this 1765-nucleotide messenger RNA. RefSeq names its product von Willebrand factor A domain-containing protein 5A. Lineage: Eukaryota; Metazoa; Chordata; Actinopteri; Cyprinodontiformes; Rivulidae. The record is from RefSeq and is a predicted model, not a curated record.
GACGUUGAAGUGCUGAUUUAUUACAAAGAUGCCCACCAGCCCACUGCUGUGGUGGAGGCAGGACAGGCCUCUGCCAAGACUGGCUCUCUGAUGGGUGAUCCAGUGGUGAUGGUGAGCCUGUACCCAGAGUUCCCCCAGUCUGUGAUGUCCUCACUCGCCUCAUGUGGAGAGUUUGUGUUCUUGAUGGAUCGAUCUGGGAGUAUGGAGUGUCCUAUUAAUAACAACAAGCCACAGGAAACUCGGAUUAGCAGRGCAAGGGACACUCUGCUGCUCCUGUUGAAGAGUUUACCAAUGGGCUGCUACUUCAACAUCUACAGUUUUGGGUCCACUUUUGAACACAUCUUCCCUAAGAGUGUUGAGUACAGUGAGAAGWCCAUGGAGGAGGCUGUAAAGAAAGUUGAGGGGAUGGACGCUAAUCUGGGAGGAACAGAGAUUCUUCGGCCUCUCGAACACAUUUACAGCCAGCCCUGUGUUCCCAAACAGCCGAGACAGCUCCCAACCACAAAAUGUUAUGGUUGACUGUCUGGCAAGUUGUGAAGAAACUGAAGAGGAGGAAGGGGAACAACCUGCUGCCCCUCAGGUCCAGAGAGACCCUCUGCUUCUGCUGGUCUCCCUGCAGAAGGCCUCUGGCAGCUGGRUGCUUGAUGCACAUCUGGCUGCUGUGCUGGGAAAGAGCAGCGAGGAGGUGGAGACGUCCAAACCUGCAGCGGCCAACAAGGACGUGUACGCCACCAUUCUGGCUCUGAUCUGGCUUCAUGGCUUCAAACUGGAUGCUAAAGAGGAYUGGGAGCUUCUGGCUGUGAAAGCUGCAUCAUGGCUUCAUGRUCAGAAUGCUCCGUGUGUGUCGGAGUGUGUUGAAGCUGGAAAUGRACUGUUGGGUUGCAGCGUGGAAAAAAGUAAUCUGGGUCUCUGAGCUUUUCCCUGAAGUGGCUUCACCUUCAGGYUUGUUGAACAGUAGCAGGUUUUGUCCUUAAAACAAGUUUUCUGAUGCAUUUUACUGGUGCAAUACUUACUCAUACAUUAACCAAUGUGCCUGAAUAUAAGUUUGCUGCAUCUGUCUAGAAAAAAAGCCAAAGAAUACAUAAGAAACUCUUAACAUCUCUUUGUAUUUGAAACUGUUUGAAGAAUGUUAAAUGGAGAGAUUAUACAUGUAAACAAAUAGACCAGUAAUUCUGUACCUGAUGAAUAAACACUUAAUCAUCAAUCAUUUCUGAAUUAUUAUUUAGUUCAUCAAAUUCAAGUCAAAUAUAUUCCCUUCAAACAGAAUUGUAAAAGCUGACACCUCUACACACAGACACGUCAAACUGCACAGCUGGACUAUCUCAUGAGAAGAGAUUAUGUGCAUGAAUUCUGCUGGUUUUUAACCUAGCAAACUAAAUGUUACAAAUUUGGUCAAAGUGUGGCUUUUCUGCUCAAUAAAUUUAAAAAUGUCUCUUUGGUGGGUAAAGAAUCCACUCGUGCUUUUAAAAGUAAUGUUUAUGUUUAGAUCUGUUCCAUACAGAAAGAGAAGUGCAGAACUUUGCUGCCAUCUAGUGGUAGCAUUGAAAAUGAAAGCAAUUGUUUUCAAUACAAAACUGAGUAACUCUAAUUAUUUCAUGUUUCCAAGCAGCCAUAUUACUGUCUUCUAAUCUUGUGGUCAUGAACCUUCAGGAUUUCUGAACAGACUGAGUUUUUUUCUUUCUCUGCCAACAGUGGAGGCUGGAGAAGAAAAGCGUGAUGUGUAUGCUGAUAUGAACACAAUAAAUGUUUCACCCCAUCAGCUGUA